AUGCCAUGGCGUGCGGUCGCCGAAGGCUUGGAGCUUCGUACUGCCGCGGGGGUCCGUCAGCGCUUCCUCAGCCUGGAACCACCCCGCACAGGCAGCUGGAGCGAAUGUGAAAUUCGCUGGCUUCGCUAUGCCAUCUUCGUCGCGGGCGGUCUGUACCGCAAGUGGAUCCUUGUCGCCCGCAUCGUCGGCACUCGCAAUUACAGACAGGCGACCAGCAAGUGGGCCGACAUGAAGGCGAAGGGGACUGCUGCUGUGCUGACGUCGAUGCCGGCCAAGCCGACCGAAGAGCAGACAAAGGCCAUCGAGGAACUGCUUUCGAAGACGAAUUCAGCAGUCGGCAUGCUGGCGUCGUCCGAUGUGUACGCGACGUACACAAGCUCGUCGCCGGACGAUGACAGCGAAGAGCCGGCCAGCGACCGUUCGGAGCCCGAGCUACCUCUUCUCAACUUGGACACUCUCUUCGACGGCACUGGCAGUAUCUCGAUGCACGACGCCAUGAGCCGAGAGCCGCACGCGCCCGAGGUCGAGUGUAGCGAGACUACGAUGCUUCUCUCCGCCGCCAUCCAAGAUUUGCUGGACAAUCGUGACUUAUGGCGCUGGAUGCAAGCUCAAGCGGCGUCGAUUCAAGUUUGA
Saprolegnia parasitica CBS 223.65 is the source of this 633-nucleotide messenger RNA. RefSeq lists its product as hypothetical. Bases 1 to 633 code for a protein of 210 amino acids. The transcript is spliced from 2 exons. The record is from RefSeq and is a predicted model, not a curated record. NCBI's taxonomy places the organism in Eukaryota, Oomycota, Saprolegniomycetes, Saprolegniales, Saprolegniaceae.